AGGCAGCAAUCAGGCAUUGUUGCAUUUGCCUUGGGACCGAGUAACGGACAAGAUGUUGGCCUAUAUUAUUUUUACCACCGUUUUCUUGGGGUUAAGCUCUGGUGCCAUUAUCCAACCGCGAGUGUCUUCCAACUCCUCAUCAGCGAUCCAGCGAUUCUCCUUUACCGCGGCCAUCUUGUACGGCCCGACCGGGUACUACCGGCAGGUUUGCGGCGGGGCGGUGCUCACCGCUACAGCGGUGCUGUCGGCUGCCAGCUGUCUUGACACCCAGGGGAGACCAAAUCCAGUAUCGCAGUACCGCGUCAGAGCGGGCUCAGCCCAGCCCAACGCCGGCGGUUCCGUAGUCUCCAUAUACCUGAUCAACCUUCACCCAAACUACAACUACAAAACCCUGCAGUCAGACAUUGCCGUGCUGCGAACAGAUACGCUGACGUACUCAGCAGCUGUGCAGCCGGUCGCUGUGGCUGGGGCCAAUUAUUACGUGUCAGACAACGAUGAUGUGCUGGUGAUAGGAUGGGGACAAAAUCAGAGUGUGUCCGCAGAACUUCGAAACACUCUCCGCUACGUCCAGCAGAAGGUCGUCAACCCGUCGUACUGUAAAGCGUUGCUAGGCUACGAAGGUCUGACCGUGACUGACGGCAUGUUGUGCACGAGCCGUGCGGGCGGGGAGUUCUGUGACGGCGACUACGGCGGGCCGGUGGUGCACGCCGCGACCGGCGUGCUGGUCGGCGUGGCUGCCUACAGCUACCGCUGCGGGGAGAGACGCUACCCGAGCGUGAGCACCAGGGUCGCAGCGUAUACCAACUGGAUUGUUGAUGCGGCCAAGUGAUGAGAUUAGAUCAAUCACUGCGAGGAUUUAAUAAUAAAACGUGGCAUUAUCGGU
Molecule: messenger RNA, 883 nt
Organism: Leguminivora glycinivorella
Lineage: Eukaryota; Metazoa; Arthropoda; Insecta; Lepidoptera; Tortricidae
Product: trypsin, alkaline B-like
Exons: 4
Coding region: 53-829 (258 amino acids)
Biological process (GO): proteolysis
Molecular function (GO): serine-type endopeptidase activity
Source: RefSeq, a predicted model, not a curated record